This is a messenger RNA of Plasmodium cynomolgi strain B, 618 nucleotides long. RefSeq lists its product as hypothetical. Lineage: Eukaryota; Apicomplexa; Aconoidasida; Haemosporida; Plasmodiidae. The annotation marks the transcript as partial. The transcript has 3 exons. The record is from RefSeq and is a predicted model, not a curated record.
GGGAAGUAUAAGCCACUGUAAGCAUGCGCCAAAAAAGGAAAAGGCGGUGUCCCCCUUCGAUGACACCAGUGGAGGAAAGGGCAACGACUCCAUUCCUGAGUGGAGAAAAAAAAUCCAAAGAUACACCGGUGUUCAAAUAUACGAAGAGGAAGAUAAAGAUCACAGAAAAAAACAACCAGUAGAUUGCCCAUUUCCUGUUAGCAAAAGUGUUAUUUUCGAAAAGAACAAAGUGAACAAAUCGGAGGAUCCCAUAAACAUAAAUUAUAGUAACAUAGCCAGUGACUUAUACCCAGAGAAAGGAUUUAAGACGCCAAACAGAAAAAAGCAUUUUUCCUCAGAUUGGGAAAUGCUACUAGCACAUAAUCAUGGGCUGUACAAUUUUAAAAACACAGACCAUAACACCAUUUAUUUGGCCAUAGAGUACUAUAAAUGCUUGUUAACUCAUUCCUUUCACAUGAAUCCCGAUGUCAGCAACCAAAAGUGUGUUAAGUGGUUUAAUGAGUUCAUGCAGUGUAAGUUGGACGAGCACAAGCUAAAUUAUGGCUACAACUACAUUGGAAAUAGGAGAAAUAAAAAGUCCAAGGCGUAUAUUGCGGCCCCCGAUUAUCAGUACUCCUA